UCCGUCACCAAAGGGUCCGCUUCCCCUUCCCUUUCUCCAAACGAGGGGGCGGGCGGCGCCUGAUUGGUUGCCGCGAUUAGCGCGCCGCCGUCGAACAAAAGCGCUCCCUUUCAUCCAGUGUCUCCCCAAUCUCCCUCCCUCCUUUUUUCUCCUUCUCAUUUUCCGGAGGUAUUCAUUUCCUCGCUCUUCUUCUUCCGGCUGCUGAUUGGGUGAGAGGCUCGGGGGAGUGAACGCCCUGCCUGCCGCCGCUCCGUCAGCUGGAGCGCCCUCCUUCCUUCUUCCUUCCUUCCUUCCUUAGUCCCAAACCAAGCCUCGCCUUUGAACUUCCCCGAAGCUUUGGGCUCCGGAUCCCUCUCUGCCGUCGGGAGCCUCAGGACUCCCACCUCUUCCUCACCCACCAAUUUGCUCUUGACCGCACUCUACUCUUCCUGAGGGAGCACAAGCCCCCCUGCCUCCAAACCGGGCUCCGGAUUUGCCUUGGGACGUCCGUCGGGGACUGGAUCCCGGAGAGAAGUGGUAUGAUCAGCUGAAGUUGUUCGAGAGGCCGGAGGAGGAGGAGGAGAAGCGGAGAAGCGGAGGAAGGAGAGAGCUCUGCAGGCAGGCAGGGAGGGAGGAAGGCAGCACCAUGUCGAAGCCCUCCGACCACAUCAAGCGGCCCAUGAACGCCUUCAUGGUGUGGUCCCGGGGCCAGCGGAGGAAGAUGGCCCAGGAGAACCCUAAAAUGCACAACUCGGAGAUUAGCAAGCGCCUGGGCGCGGAGUGGAAGCUGCUCUCGGAGGCCGAGAAGCGGCCCUACAUCGACGAGGCCAAGCGGCUGCGCGCCCAGCACAUGAAGGAGCACCCCGACUACAAGUACCGGCCGCGGCGCAAGCCCAAGAACCUGCUCAAGAAGGACAGGUACGUCUUCCCCUUGCCUUACCUGGGCGACGCGGACCCGCUGAAGGCGGCGGCCGGGCUGCCCCUGGGCUCCUCGGACUCGCUGGCCGAGAAGGCCCGCGCCUUCCUGCCCCCCACCUCGGCGCCCUACUCGCUCCUGGACCCCGGGCAGUUCGGCUCCGGCGCCCUGCAGAAGAUGAGCGAGGUGCCGCACAGCCUGGCCGCCGCCGGCGCCCUGCCCUACGCCUCCAGCCUGGGCUACCAGAACGGGGCCUUUGGCGCCCUGGGGUGCCCCAGUCAGCACACCCACACCCACCCCUCGCCCACCAACCCGGGCUACGUGGUGCCCUGUAACUGUUCCGCCUGGUCGGCCUCCAGUUUGCAGCCGCCUGUGGCCUACAUCCUCUUCCCGGGCAUGGCCAAGGCCGGGCUAGACCCCUAUUCCUCAGCGCACGCCACCGCCAUGUAACACAGGCAGGCAGGCAGGCAGCACACCUCCACCGUCACCACCACCUCAAACCACCACCACAGCCGCGGCAGAGCCAGCAGAGCAGCAGCAGCAGCAACAACCCCCACCUCCCACUGACAGCCCCACCACCAUCACACCCCGCAGGAUGGAGAGAGAGCCUACCCUGGCCGGCCCUUGGAGCGGGAACCCCUACUACAUUUGACCUGCAUGUCACAUAGCGAGACUCCACAGAUAUUUUUUAAAAGCCGGCUCGGAAGGCAUCUACCUGAGUGCGGGACUGCUGCCCUGGGGGCCCGGUCUCACCUGGGGAAAGACUUUCCAGACUCCUUUCUUCCUUUUUCCUCCCGAAGGGGAUAGGGAGGGAAACGAUGAGACUUUGCAAUCUCAUUGUUGGGGAAUCUGAGCUGUUAGGCUCAAAAUAAACCUCAGUUGGGGUUAUGGGCCCAGCUCAUCCAAAACGAAGAGACAAACAAACAAACAAACUCCCAAUGCACCCGGAAAGGUGUUUUCUUUCUUUCUUUCUUUUUUUCUGCACUUGGGGCUCAGAGGUGCCCGAAACUUGUAAGAAUUGUAAAUGUAUCUCAAACUUUUAAUUUGUUGUCGAAAUCAUUGGGUUGCUGUGAGUUUUCCGGGCUGUUUCCGGAGUAUUCUUUUCUGACGUUUCACCUGCAUCUAUGGCAGGCAUCCUCAGUGGUUGUGAGGUCUGUUGGAAAGUAGGCAAGUGGGAUUGAUAUAUCUGUGGCCCAGGAUGGAAGAAAUAACUCUUGUCUGUUUGAGGCAGGUGUGAAUGUUGAAGUUGGCCACCUUGAUCGGCAUUGAAUAGCCUUUCAACUUCUGAGUGCUUACUGCCUGGGGGAAUCCUUUGUUGGGAGGUGUUAGCUGGUCCUGAUAGAUUCAUGUCUGGAAUUCUUCUGUAUUUUGAGUGGGUUUUUUUACUGUCCUGAUUUUAGAGUUUAUUCAAAUACUGGUAGCUAGAUUUGGUUCAUUUUCAUGGUUUCCUCCUUUCUGUUGAAAUUGUCCAAACGCUUUUGGAUUUCUAUGGCUUCUCCGUAUAGUCUGUCAUAGUGGUUGUUAGAGUGGUCCAGCAUUUCUGUGUUCUCAAAUAAUACUCUGUGUUCAGACUGGUUCAUCAAUUGCUCUGCUAUGGCUGAUUUCUUUGGUUGAGAGAAAUCAUGUUCCUUGAUUCGUGUUUGGGCAAUGAUGCCUUUGGUGGUCCCUAUGUAGACCUGUCCACAGUUGCAUGGUGUACAAUAGACUCCUGCAGAGGUGAAAGGAUCCCACCCUGGACCUUCCACAGACAUAGAAACCCCACUUGCCUAGUUUCCACCAGACCUCACAACCUCUGAGGAUGCUUGCCAUAGUAGCAGACGAAAGCUCAGGAGAGAAUGCUUCCUGACACUGGCCAUACAGCCCGGAAAACUCACAGCAACCCAAACUUUUAAUUGCUCUUAUUUUUUUGACAAGGUCAAACAUCUUUCUUUCUUUUUUUGUGUGUUUUUUAAAUAUAUAUAUUAUUUAUUACCUGUAUGUCUAUGAGUUUAUAUAUGAUCGGAUUAUGAAUGGAACUUGAAUUCCUAAAAUCCUGGAAGUAUUCAGACUUGAUGGUUUCCUCCCCCCCCCCUCUCUCUUUUAUUAUUUUUUUGGUUUUGCACAUUAAAAGUCAAGAUUUAACUGUUGUUAUAUAUAUCUAUAUAUCUAUAUUUUACCAUCCAGCACUAAUAGAUAAAUAAAAAUUGCUUUUCAUUGUCAAAAAAAGGAAAAAAAGAUUAGAUGAAGAAAGAAAAAAGGGGGAAAAAACCUCUUCAGAGUUAUUUAAAAAAAAGUGGGGAGGGGGCAAACGUUUAUAUUUCAAACAUGGUAUGAUAGUGUUUGUUUAAUUUCAAACCAGAUAGUCCUUCAAUUUGUGUGAAUCAGUGCAAGUAGACCUAAGUUUACUUUAGACAGAAUGUCAGAUAAUGAAGUCAGGCAGUAGAACUGAUUUUUUUUUCAAAAGCAGAAAAAAAGUAAUAACACAAAGUGAUCAUUUAAAAUAUGUUUUUAAAAUGUAUUGGGGGAUUGUAUCCAGAAGGAUUUUACCUCGUUGAUUCUGUUCAUUGGUUGAACAAAGGCAUUUUGAAUAAAGACAAUCUGUCGUCCAA
Messenger RNA from Anolis carolinensis (green anole), 3483 nucleotides. It is a transcript of the gene sox14, whose product is annotated as SRY-box transcription factor 14. The transcript has a single exon. The coding region runs from base 626 to 1345 and encodes 239 amino acids. NCBI's taxonomy places the organism in Eukaryota, Metazoa, Chordata, Lepidosauria, Squamata, Anolidae. The record is from RefSeq and is a predicted model, not a curated record. Gene Ontology annotation, biological process: cell differentiation; anatomical structure morphogenesis; regulation of DNA-templated transcription. Gene Ontology annotation, molecular function: DNA-binding transcription factor activity, RNA polymerase II-specific; RNA polymerase II cis-regulatory region sequence-specific DNA binding.